UGCAGUUGGGGACAGCGUCACACACACACACACACACACAUGCACACACAUAUGCACACACACACACACAACCACACAACCACAUCUCUACAGCACCAUCUUGGAAAACUACCUACUACCAAAUACGACGCUUGAUUAUUUUUUUAAGUACUGGGGUUUUUAUUUUUAUUUUUUGCUUUUUGAAGCACUGACAUGGAGCAAGAACACAAACCCAAUUACCAUUCUGUUUGCCACAGCUGCUUGUGGAGAGACAGUGGAAUCAAUAAGGGCCGAAAGCUGUGCUCGUCCAGUCAGAUGCUCGUGUGCGCGCUUGUUUUAUUCUUCUGCUUGUUUGAAAUGGCUGCAGCAGAGACGCUGUGCGGUGGAGAACUGGUGGAUGCGCUGCAGUUCGUUUGCGAAGACAGGGGCUUCUACUUCAGUAGACCAAUAAGCAGGGCGAACAGCCGGCGUUCUCAAAGCCGUGGCAUUGUAGAAGAGUGUUGUUUUAGGAGUUGUGAUCUUGCACUGUUGGAACAAUACUGUGCCAAGCCAGCCAAGUCAGAAAGGGACGUCUCUGCCACUUCUCUACAGGUCAUCUCUAUGAUGCCAGCAUUAAAACAGGAUGUCCCAAGAAAGCAUGUGACUAUAAGAUAUCCCAAAUAUGGACUCUGGCAACAGAACGCGGCCCAGAGACUACGGAGAGGAAUCCCAGCUAUCCUGAGAUCGAGGAAGUUCAGGCCGCAGACAGAGAAGAAAAAAGGCCAGGAACAUGCCAAUGUCCACAAGCGUCUUAUCACACUUCCCAGCAAACUCCCUCCCUCAUGGCAUCCCACAGAAGACUACGUCAACCACAAAUGAAAACAGGACAAUUUGCACAAAGUUAAAAAAGUAGAGGAUCAUAGCUUUGUAUCUGGCAUCAUUUUUGUGAUGGUCCUUUACGUCCUGCCUCCCUCCCUCACACGUACAUGUUCGUAUCCUUCCAGUCCUUACUCUUGCUGUUUUGUUCAUCAACACAGACAAACAAGACUGAAAUAAUGAUGGAAGGUAGCAGUUUGGGUGACUUCAGGUGGAUGCUAAAAAUAACAACGAGGAGCAAAGGAAGCAUGCGCGAUGAAAGAGAUACAUGGCUUGCAAGAGUCAAGGACAGUCGUUUCGGAGGAGAUCAGAAUAUGAAGAACUGCUAGCAAGAACAACAUGCAUUCAACUACAUUUUCCCAGGACAGAAGUAUAUCUUCUCAGUUAAUCCUUAUCCUUGUUAGUUACUUUGCACCUCUCACUAUAAAGGGACAUCCACACUGUAAGGAAUUGUUUCGUAAAAAAUUAGAUUCCUGUUCCAGCACCUUCUAAUCACAAACAAAAAAAGCAGAAAAUUGUCUGCAAAUUGCACAUUGCCACGGAUUACGUCAGAGUUCUUGUUGAGUAAAUAAAGGCACUAUUUUUUUACGGACAACGAACGUGUAGCUGAAAAAAAAUGUCAUGGUGCUAGCAUUGUGAAUGGACUUAAAAGGAUGGGAGGUUUGAAAAGGUUUUUUGUUCUUCAAAUAAUUAUUAAGCUUUCCGUUUUAAGGAAAGUGUGACCUACAAAAAGAUCAAAUGAGCAUAUCGGCUGUGGCAAUGUGUGAAGGGAGUGCCACUGUGUAUGGACGUGUCUGGUAUCAAAAUGUGCAACAGUCGUGCCGUGUUCCCCCA
Silurus meridionalis is the source of this 1668-nucleotide messenger RNA. It is a transcript of the gene igf2b, whose product is annotated as insulin-like growth factor 2b. Bases 193 to 837 code for a protein of 214 amino acids. The transcript has 4 exons. The record is from RefSeq and is a predicted model, not a curated record. NCBI's taxonomy places the organism in Eukaryota, Metazoa, Chordata, Actinopteri, Siluriformes, Siluridae. Gene Ontology annotation, cellular component: extracellular region. Gene Ontology annotation, molecular function: growth factor activity; hormone activity.